CCGGGGGGUGCUUCCAAUGCCGAACAAACCUCGGUACCGGGAGGACAUGUAAUCCAGAUUCCCCAUUUACACAGCAAUCAAUGGCCGAAACCUACGCUAGCAUAUGAAAAGCAUCUUUUGCAUGCUCACUACCUUAUUUUGGAUAGAAACCUGACGUCGCGCAGCCCGGUUUUCACCUCAGCAACAGACCAGACGCACCCUGCAUUUGCAUUCAUUCAACUCGAUCCAACGUCAGCCUUGUUUCACGCGCCGCCGUCGACCGCCCACUCGGCCCAGCGCUGCUCGGUUGGCUCAACCUACCCUCGCUUUCAGAGUCUCGUCACCAGCGCCUCGCAUUCGACACCGGGGGGAUCGGCAGCACAAUGGCCGACCGCCCAACGCUGCUCCGGCCGCCUCCUGAGGACCCGAAUAAGGCACCCAUCGAAAAUGCCCUCGAGGUGACCGAGCUGGCCGUCCUUGGCCCUAACAUCUUCACCAACACGCGCCCGCCCUGGCACCCGCCCGGCGCGCGCGGCAUCUACGGCGGCGCCGUGAUCGCCAUGUGCCUGGCCGCGGCGCAGCGCACCGUCGCCGCCCGCCCGGACUUCGUCGUCCACUCGUGCCACUGCUACUUCCUGCUGGCCGGCUCCGCCGAGCUGCCCAUCCUGUUCCACGUCGAGCUGGUGCGCGACGGCCGCUCCUUCGCCACCCGCACCGUGCAGGCCCGCCAGCGCGGGCGCUGCAUCUUCACCAUGACCGUGUCCUUCGUGCGGGAGGCGCCGUCGGCGCCGGCGGCGGCGGGGUCGUCGGUUGGUGCUGGUGGGGGUGCUGAGGCGGAGGGUGGGGAUGGGGAUGCGAAUGGGGAUGGUGAUGGGAAUGGGAAUGGGAAUGGGAGUCCCGGUGGGAAUGCUCCUGCUGGUGAGAAACGCGACGCGGACGGGGUGAGCCACGCGAGCGAGAUGCCGCGCGGGGAGGCGGACGGGCAACCGCUGCGGCCGCCGCCGGACGACUACGCGGACGAGCCGGAGCAGCUGACGCAGGGCCCGUUCCAGGGCACCCGGAUCGAGAUGGUCAACGGCGACAGCGACAAGCCCGGGGAGAAGAAGACGCGGCAGUGGGUGCGGGCGCGCGGGCGCAUCCGCGGCGGCAUGCCCGCGCACCUGGCCGCGCUGGCCUACGUGUCGGACAGCUACUUCAUCGGCACCAUCACGCGGAUCCACAAGCUGUGGCGGUUCCCCUUCCCCGCCGACCAGUUCGACCAGCUGCCCGCCGACCUGCAGGCGAAGAUCAGGACGCUGCAUCAGUGGGAGGGCAUGGGCGACGACCCGCGGGAGAUGGUGGGGCGGCCGACGAUCGGGAUGAUGGUCAGUCUGGACCACACCAUCUACUUCCACGAGCCGAGAAAGGUGCGCGCCGACGAGUGGAUGCUGAGCGAGAUGGAGAGCCCGUGGGCUGGCGACGGGAGGGGCGUGGUCAUGCAAAAAAUCUUUAGCAAGGACGGGACUCUGCUUGCGACCUGUGUGCAGGAGGGCCUCGUCCGUCUGCAGGAGCCCAAGCCAGCCAGCAGGGAGUUAAAGCUGUAGCUUGUGGAUCGUCUCUCGCGGUCGCAUCGAUUUUCCCAGUAUUUACUUGUAUUAUUUUUGCCGCCUACAUCCGUGUAGAUCAGGAUAGACAUGAGUGUAAUGUCCAAAGACCGAGCGAUUUCACCAUCGCUUGUGGGACUAAUCUUCGGAGUGAGUAACCUGUUACACGGUGCAUUUUA
Molecule: messenger RNA, 1741 nt
Organism: Thermothielavioides terrestris NRRL 8126
Lineage: Eukaryota; Fungi; Ascomycota; Sordariomycetes; Sordariales; Chaetomiaceae
Exons: 3
Coding region: 363-1562 (399 amino acids)
Biological process (GO): fatty acid catabolic process; acyl-CoA metabolic process
Cellular component (GO): peroxisomal matrix
Molecular function (GO): fatty acyl-CoA hydrolase activity
Source: RefSeq, a predicted model, not a curated record